AUGUCCUUGGAGUUGGUUAUAUAUAUCUUAUACGUUUUCGCAAAUACACUCAUCGUGCUUUUGAAUGUCCUCGUCAUAUGGGCAGCAGUGAAGAGUCGGGAAUUAAUGCGUAACUUCACCUUACACAUCGUCAUCACCGCUAUCAUCUUGGACAUUGCAGUAUACAUGAUUAUUAUUUUCCACGACGUGCCAAGUUUUGCCUCAAACGAGGACUUCACUACACCCUUAUUCACCAAGUACUGCGGAUUUACUUAUCUAAUACCAGGACACUAUUGGUACUUCGACUUUGCCAAGCCAUACACCUAUCUCUACCAGCAUUUCAAUGAGAUUCUACAAAUUACGUGUGGCGUUUUUGUGCUCGUCUCCGACAUGUGCAUUAUCUGCAGAAUUCUUCGAGUGCGUUCGCUUUCUUUGCGCAAGCACUGCAAGAGCGGAGCUGAAAAGAAAUGGAAAGUUGGAAGAGAGGGGCGAAUUGCAAUAAACUUCCUUCUUAUGAGCAGCUGCUUUCUAGUCAUGAGCGUCUUCUACAAUGUUAAUUUGGGAUACGGAUUCUGGCAGACCUUGCUCUUAAAGAUUUCUACACUGCUUAACUUAUCAAAGUGGGCGAUUUACGUGCUGGCAUAUACUUCGAUAUCCAAAGUUAUUAAAGAAAUGCUCGGAUUCCAAACAAGUCAGCACAAUCCACCUACGACAACGACUGUCACAAAAUUCUAG
Molecule: messenger RNA, 714 nt
Organism: Cylicocyclus nassatus
Lineage: Eukaryota; Metazoa; Nematoda; Chromadorea; Rhabditida; Strongylidae
Source: the annotation of a GenBank genome assembly